This is a messenger RNA of Leptonychotes weddellii (Weddell seal), 1102 nucleotides long. The record is from RefSeq and is a predicted model, not a curated record. NCBI's taxonomy places the organism in Eukaryota, Metazoa, Chordata, Mammalia, Carnivora, Phocidae.
AUGGCCAGAUGUGGGGCGGAGGAAGAGGAGGAGGCCCGGCUGGCCAGCAUGCCCGCCUGGAGGCGAGACCUCCUGCGGAAGAAGCUAGAAGAGGAGAGAAGCGGUGAGUUUGGGACUGGGCCCGACCUGCCACCCCUCCCCAACCUACGCACCGUGCUUUCGCCCCUUCGUCCAGCCCCAUUUGAGCACAUCCCCUUGUCACUCAGGAAAGAAGAGGAGCGACAGAAGCAGGAGGAGAUGCAACGAGAGAAAGAGCAGUCGGAGAAGCUCCGGACGCUGGGCUACGACGAGACCAAGCUGGCGCCCUGGCAGCGACAGAUCAUCCUGAAGAAGGGGGACAUCGCUAAGUACUAAUGCCGCCCUCCUGCCCGCAGCCUCGUGAGCUCGAGGGGCCCCAGCCUACGCCCCGGCCUGCCCGGCCCGGGGCGGAAGGGCUGGGAGCCGCGCUGCCUUCCCCUCCCGCGCUGGAACCCCUCCCUGACCCCGCUCCGGCCCCCGCAGCCCCAGCCCGGGGCGACGCUGGAGCGCGCCCGCCGCCGCAGUCGCCCAGAAAAAGUGCCCAAGCAAGCGGUUGACGCAGAAAGAUGCUUAUUUGCAUUUCCAUUUACAUAUAUUUGCAUGCUCGUUGAAGGUCGCCAGAGCUCUCCCCGGCCCCGUGGGUGGUGGCUUUUGUUUCCCUGCGGGGCGCGCGCGACCGGCUGCAGCCCCCUCCCCCGCACCCCGGAACCCGCGUGGCUGGCGCAUCCUGGGCGGAGGCAGGCCCCACGCUCGGGGAAGGGGUUUUCCUCCCGUCCUGACCCAGAUCUGUGCCCUGCCCGCCCGGGCCGCAUUUCCUAUCCCCGCCGAGGGCUUCCUCUCAGUCGAUUGUUUACCAAGAAGCGAUGAGAACAGCAACCUGCCCGUCGGGACGGAGCUGCCGCUCCGGGGGCCCAUCGUCUGCCCUCCCCCGUUCCGUGAAGUCUGCCCACCCAGGCCCCACGCUCCCCGGACCCUUCCGCGGCGCCGGUGGAGAGAGCGGGGGGCGGGGGGCCGUGCACUUGUGUCUCCACCUGCUUCCUCCCCGUCCCCCCCAUCCCGCACCCCCAUUAAAGCUCUCUCAGCC